AUGCUAGUAGCCCGCUUCUUCGCCGGCGUGGGUAGUUCGACAUACUCUAGUAUGAUAGGGGGCGUGAUUUCCGAUAUCUACGAGCCCAAUGAGCGUAACAGCCCUAUGGCUGUGUUCUCCGGCGGUGCUCUUUUUGGAACGGGGUUAGGUCCACUGUUCUGCGGCUUCAUCGUUCAGUACACCAACUGGAGAUGGAUAUUCUGGGUACAAGUCAUCGUCAAUACCGUUACGGUGGUCGCUUUUCUUAUUUUCUUGCCGGAGACGCGCGCAAAUGUCCUGCUGCGGCGAAAAGCAGAAGCUCUAAAUCGAUGGUACAGCGAAAAUGGGGAGGCUGUGUCAGGAUUCCAGGUGAGGGCAACCCAAGGCGGCGAUGUCAUGAGCCGAGCAGUCAAGUGGCAUCUGGAAGGCGAUCAAGAACGAGGCUCACUUGGUCAGAUGAUAGCUUCCUCAGUCACAUUACCAUUUGUGCUACUCUUCACGGAACCGGUGGUCUUCUUCUUUUCCUUAUGGGCAGCCUUCAGCUGGUCGAUUCUGUACCUUGGAUUUGCUGCCGUUCCGCUGGUUUUCACUACAGUCUAUGACUUCGAUCUGUCAUCUGCCAACGCAAUCUUCGCGAGUUCGUGUGCGGCAUCGAUUAUCGCGACUCCGAUCAGCAUCUACCAGGAGCGGUGGCUGGACGGAAUAUCGAGUCGCAGAUUGCCGUUGGACCGACCGGAACGGCGCUUGUACUUCAGUUGUGUCCAGAGCAUUUGUUUGCCUGUAGGCCUCUUCAUCUUCGGGUGGACAGCGCGAGAGCAAGUCCACUGGAUCGUUCCAGCCAUUGGCCUGGGCGUCUCAACGCUCGGUGUCUUCUCUGUGUACUUGGCCGUCUUCAACUAUCUUGCAGACGGCUACCAUGGCUACGCAAGUUCUGCCUUGGCAGCACAAUCAUUCUGCAGGAAUUUCAUCGGCGGCAUCUUCCCGCUUGUAACAGUACAGAUGUAUACCAAUCUCGGGUACGGACCGGCGUCUAGCUUACUUGGCGGCAUUGGCUUGCUGUUGACUGCCGGUCCUUGGAUUCUUGUUCUAUAUGGCGAGAGAAUUCGGGCGAAGAGCAAAUUUGCCCACAAAUUGAACAAAUAA
Colletotrichum karsti is the source of this 1122-nucleotide messenger RNA. RefSeq lists its product as uncharacterized. The coding region runs from base 1 to 1122 and encodes 373 amino acids. The record is from RefSeq and is a predicted model, not a curated record. Gene Ontology annotation, biological process: transmembrane transport. Lineage: Eukaryota; Fungi; Ascomycota; Sordariomycetes; Glomerellales; Glomerellaceae. Gene Ontology annotation, molecular function: transmembrane transporter activity. The transcript has a single exon.